AUGGUCGUUCUCGAGAUGAGCAACCUCCCAAAGAAAGUCGUCGAGACGAGCAACCUCGAGAAGAAAGUCACGAUGACGAUUUCAUCAGUCCAACAGCAACAGCAAACCGCAUCCUUUCCUUCAUUCAAUGACCAUCAGGAAGAGGCGCGACAGCAUAUUGGCCGCGCUGAAUGCGUCAAUGCAGACCGAAUUAAGAAGCCACGCAAGCCAACGAUCCUCAGCUUUCUCUUCCAGAAUCAGGUUCAAGACCGGAAGGCUGCUGUUGCUGCUGCUUCAAGUACGCCAGCCGAAGCGGCGGAGCUCACGGCAUUGAGCAUUGCUGAUUUGCCUAAUGGCAAGAAGCGUGCAGCUGCUAUUAUUUGGGCAACAGCAACCUACAUUCGCGCCAUGUCCACGGAGGAGCAGGCCGCGCUUGCUGCGGAGAAUGACGCUGCACAUGCGUCAUCUCGCGGUGGUGCCUCUCAGGGGAAAGAGCUCACUGGUGCCAAAGCUGUAAAGCAAGCUUUCGAGCGCACGGCAGCUGUAGUGUAGGAUCUGAAGGCUUUGAUGUUAUGAUGGUGUUUUACAUCAUCCAGCGCUGAAAGAGUGAAGUGGACUUCUCGGGGGGGAGGGGGGUUGACAAUCAUUUACCAAAAAAACUGGCUGCGAAUGUCCAGAGCAAUUGAUAGAGCCCUUUGCAAUAUUCAGAUAGACAGACCAGUCGCGUAGGUUCCUUAGAUCCUGAUGCUGAUUAACUUGACGUUUG
Molecule: messenger RNA, 745 nt
Organism: Tilletiaria anomala UBC 951
Lineage: Eukaryota; Fungi; Basidiomycota; Exobasidiomycetes; Georgefischeriales; Tilletiariaceae
Exons: 3
Coding region: 1-531 (176 amino acids)
Source: RefSeq, a predicted model, not a curated record